AUGGCCACAUCAGACUUAUCAGCGAGCGGCGCGCAGCCAAGCCCGGAGCUUGUAUGGGAACAAAUCCCCCUUGUUAUCUCCAACGUCAACAUCUCAAUCUCAACAUUUCGACGCCGAGGUUCUCUGGAUCCAAUCCUCUUCCUCCACGGCUUCGGCAGCACCAAAGAAGACUACACCGACAUCAACCUCCAUCCCUCCUUGUCCCAGUACCCAAUCAUCGCCUAUGAUGCACCGGGAAGUGGUUCCUCCACGAUCUCAGACUACUCCGUCAUCUCGAUGCCCUUCCUUGUGACCGUUGCCGAAACCAUCCUCAAGGCCUGCGGCGUAACGAAAUAUCACCUCGUCGGACACUCCAUGGGCGGCCUGACCGCUCUACUUCUUGCCCAGCGCAACCUUGGAUCCGUCUUGAGCUUCACGAACAUCAAGGGAAACCUCGCGCCUGAGGACUGCUUUCUCAGCAGGCAGAUUCUCGACUUUCCAGCCGAAGAUCCGGAGGUAUUCGUCGAAGAAUUCAUCGAGCGGACCCGCCGGUCUCCGUUCUUCGGCAACGGGAUCUACGCAGCCGCUUUCAGGGCCAAGGUCAGAACAGAGGCUAUUAGGCCCACAUUCGAGAGUAUGGUGGAGUAUUCGGAUCAUGGCGGCUUGCUGGAUAUUUUCGAGGGCUUGGCCUGCCCUAGGAUGUUCAUGUUCGGGGUCCAACACGCUACGCUGUCAUACCUUCCUAGGAUCUCCGAGGCUGGUGUCGAGUUGGCCGAGAUCCCCAGAAGUGGCCAUUUCGCGAUGUACACAAACCCGAUAGCAAUGUGGGAGCGCAUCGAGAGCUUUCUAGCUCGGACUCAGGGCCUUCGCGAGGUGUAG
Molecule: messenger RNA, 858 nt
Organism: Colletotrichum karsti
Lineage: Eukaryota; Fungi; Ascomycota; Sordariomycetes; Glomerellales; Glomerellaceae
Exons: 1
Coding region: 1-858 (285 amino acids)
Source: RefSeq, a predicted model, not a curated record